Messenger RNA from Encephalitozoon hellem ATCC 50504, 1518 nucleotides. RefSeq names its product nuclear pore protein. Gene Ontology annotation, cellular component: nucleus. Gene Ontology annotation, biological process: ubiquitin-dependent protein catabolic process. The transcript has a single exon. NCBI's taxonomy places the organism in Eukaryota, Fungi, Microsporidia, Unikaryonidae. The coding region runs from base 1 to 1518 and encodes 505 amino acids. The record is from RefSeq and is a predicted model, not a curated record. Gene Ontology annotation, molecular function: ubiquitin binding; ubiquitin protein ligase binding.
AUGAUAUUCAUCGUUCGAGGCCCGGAGGGUCAAAGACGGGUAGAGGCAGACGAGUCCAAGGCGCUUGGGCCUCAGCUGCUUGCCUUCUUUGAGGUUGACCAGAUAAGCAUAUCUCUGGCCCUGGAUGGAAAAGACAAGCUUGACAAGGCCCAGACGCCAUCCACCCUAGGGCUCAGGAAUGGCCAAGUACUGUAUGUUGAAUAUGAGAAGAAGAAGGAAACACCGAAGCAGAAGCAGGAUAGUGACAAGAGCAUAAAGAGGGAGAGGGAUAGUAUGCUGUGCCAGCACGAUUCUAAUGCGAUGUGCAGUAACUGUGCGCCUUUGGAUCCAUGGGAUGAGAAGUACUACAAGGACAACAUGAUCAAGUAUCUUAGCUUUGGAUCGUACCACGAGAUGAUGAAGAGCAAGAAGAAGGAGCUGAGUGCCGACGACUAUUCUGUCGUGGUAUGCCUAGACCACGGAUCGAACACAAAAUGCAGCAGAUGCCAGGAGAAGAACAUAAUACUGGCGCCUCAAGUGUUUAGGAUGGUCGAUCAUGUUGAGUUUGACGGGCAGCACCUGGUGGAGAACUUCAUUAGGAAUUGGAGAGAAAGCGGAAGGCAAAGGUUUGGGUUCCUUAUAGGAAAGUACAUGGAGCACGAGAUGAUUCCGCUAGGGACAAAGGCAGUUGUUUCUGGGAUAUGGGAGCCCGACCAAGAAGAUUAUCCGGAUGGGUUUGUAAUAACGGGGCCUAUAGAAGACCUUUUUACGGGGACUGGGCUUGGGAUAGUUGGGAUGAUAUACACCGACAUUUCGAUGGAAAACGGUAGUGUGACAAGCGAUAAGAUUAUCAGAGAUUACUUUUUGUCGUCUUUGGAAAUCGAGUUUAUUGCGAAGAUGCAACUCAUGCAUCCAUAUGUGCUUAAGGACGGGGGGAAUGAGAUGGAGUUUGGGUCGAGGUUUGUGACCAUAAUAGCCACUGUGGAUAAGGAUGGGAAUAUAGGCCUCCAGGAAUACCAGGUAAGCAACCAGUGCAUGGCACUUGUCAAGGGAAGCUGGAUCCUCCCAACCGAAAACCCAAAGAUGCUUCUGGCAAGAAGAGAUAUUCUCUAUAGAACAAAAGCAGAGGAAUCAAUGGUCAAGGCUGACCCGUAUCUUCCUGGGGAGUUUUUCAUAGUAAAGCUAACGCAUGGGUGCAAGACAAACCCACUCUUCAGAAGCACAGAGUUCAUUCCAAAGAAGUUUGGAGAUAGAAGAAUGGCUGAGUACUUUGGAGGAGACUUCUCGAUGGAGAAGUUCUCAAACUUCACCCUUCUGGCAAGAGUGCGGGGGAUGUUUUCCAACUGGAAAGAUCUUUUUAAAUGUGUGUGCUCGCGGGAUAGGGAUAAGUUCAAGGCGAUCUCGAAAUCCAAGGAUUUCAGAAGCUUUGUGUCCAGCAUGGAAAAGUAUAGAUGCACUGAGUGGGAAUGCAAAGCGUGUACUUUUGUCAAUGAGAGAAACACAUCUAUGUGUGAGAUGUGCAACGGAAGGAGGGACUGA